Schistosoma intercalatum is the source of this 2262-nucleotide messenger RNA. NCBI's taxonomy places the organism in Eukaryota, Metazoa, Platyhelminthes, Trematoda, Strigeidida, Schistosomatidae. The record is from the annotation of a GenBank genome assembly.
CUUUACUAAUCACACAUCAAUUGUGUAUUGUUAUUUUUUAAAUAUAUGAGUAGUAUAUUAAACAUAGUUUUAGUUUGAAUAUAACUUACCACAGAAAUCAUGAAAUUAAAAUAAUUUUCAUUCAUUCUGUCAUAUAUAAAUGCAUUUGAAAUUAUUAAUAAAUUUUAAAUGUGCAAGACAUGUUUAAUAAAAUUGAUUAUGAUAUUAAUAAAAUUGACUUUUGCAGAGCAUCAAGAUCAUAUAAUCUAUUGGGAUGCUAGUAAUUCAAUAUUUCAAGAAAAUCCUGAUGAAUUGUAUGUCAAUGAGGGAGAUAAUUUGAUUUUUAUUUGUUCACCAAAUCGAACACAUGUAAGAAAUCUUUACUGGACAAAUGAUUCACGAGUAAAAAUGAAAUGCAAUAAAACAAUAUCAAUAAAAGUUAUUAAACUUUUAGAUUGUUUUAGUAAUAAGUCAUUGAAUGAAUUUGUACUUAAAGUUAGUCGAUUCCCAGAGAUCACAUCACUUCCUAGUUUUGAUUACAAUAUACCUGUACACUUUAUAGCUCAUUCAUUUACAUGUCAGAAAAAUAACAUCCGAUUAAGUUUCAAGUUAGCAAAGAAUUCUAUGAAUGAUAAAAAUAAUUCUCUUGUUUCUGAUGUUUUAAAGUCGUUUAUAUCAGAAACUCAAUUAAUUGGUCAAAACAAAUCUGUGUCCAUUGUAAAUAGAACGUUACAGUACCAUUCAAAAACCAAACUAGUUUUAGAAACUUCAGUCACAUACAGAAAUCAUACUUUUAUUAUCAAAGAACAAACAAUAGACUGGGAAGAAUAUAAAUUUUUACUUGUCCCAGCUAUAUUUGCAUUUCUUACACUGAUUGGUAUACAGAUUAUUUUAUGCAGUUUUUGGCUACCAAAUUCAAUUGUAAAUAAAUUUAUAGCUUACUUUAAGAAGUGUAAAUGUAAAAGAACAUCAAAAGAUCAAUCAAAUCAAACAUGUUACAAGCAUGAAAUAAAACAUUUGUACUUAAAUAAUAUUGCUUCAAUGUCUAGAAUACGUUCAUCAAAAGAAUGCAUCAGCAUAACAAGCCCAUAUUAAUGUAAAUGUUUAACUGAACCGAUUGAAUUACAUACAAAUUCUUGCACCAAGUGUACACUGGGACAAAUACGUCCAACAUAGUAUUAUUAUCAUUUGAUAAAGAUGAUUUGAACAACUUUACAUUCUACAUUAUGGUUAAUGAAUAUACAUAGAGGAAAUAAAAACUAAUGGCAAUCUGUGUCUUUAGAAUGCUUUGUAUAAAAAUAUAUGAUUAUGCUGUCGACAGUUCAUAGCUCUUGUAAUCAAUUAACUUCUUUAGUAAAUCAGGAUCAAAAUGAAUAAUUAUGUUUAUUCAAUUCGUAAACCAUUUGUACUAGUGAAUCCGUCAGUUCAAUUAUUAUCAGUCAGUUAAUCCAAGUUGUAAAAAUGGAAGUCAUAAUAGUUUGACGAAAUAUUUAUAUUUUAGAUCUUGGCAAUGGAUUCAUUCCUUACUUUUGAAUUUUUAUUUCAAAAGUGUUGCUUGAAAGUAAAAAAGGACUCAGCGAAAAUUCUGUUUUUUUCAUAAAUUUAUUUUUGAAACCCUUAUAGAUGUUAUUUUUAGUGUAUGAAUACUACACUAAGUACGUUUUUGGAUUCAAGCUAACAGGAAUAUGUUACAGAAAUUUACAUUCAAAAUAGGAUGGCUUUGGUCUUAGCACAUUACUUAAAAUCAUCAGAGAGAUUAGUUUCCAGUAAUAAGAUAUUUCCUCAUUGAAAUGAUGUAUAACGUACGCAGAGAAUUCUUGGCUAGAGAGGCAGUUAGAUAUUUCGCUACGCAUUGGAAAUGAGUCGUCACUUCAGAUUUACUAUUGAUUACUUUCAUCUGCCUAAUGUAUAAUGCUUGGUAUAAAAUGCUCAAACUUUAGUCAUUGUUAUCCUUUAUGAGACUUCACAGGCAAAAUCAAUAAAAAUAAAUCAUUUUUGAUGAAGUUUAUUUAUGAAUAAAAUACUCUAAAGCAGUAUUUUUUACUAUGUAUCGAGUUUUAUCUUAACUACGGAAAUUUUCUCCCCAACGUUUCUUUUUUAUUUGCUUUCCAUUAAGUUACUGACUAUAAAUCAAUAGUAUGUGUUAAAAGAAAGAAAUUUCAGAACUAUGAAUGCUUCCAUGUAGAAAGUAUUUUUUAUUUUUGUUGUCCGUCAUAUGUUUUGAAAACAAUUUGAAAAUCACAUAACAACGAAACUGUACAUUAAAAGAAAAAUCUUCGUAAA